Messenger RNA from Diachasmimorpha longicaudata, 9375 nucleotides. It is a transcript of the gene jing, whose product is annotated as jing. The record is from RefSeq and is a predicted model, not a curated record. Gene Ontology annotation, cellular component: ESC/E(Z) complex. Gene Ontology annotation, biological process: regulation of transcription by RNA polymerase II. The transcript has 8 exons. Lineage: Eukaryota; Metazoa; Arthropoda; Insecta; Hymenoptera; Braconidae. The coding region runs from base 177 to 2870 and encodes 897 amino acids.
UAGCGCGUCGUUCCAAGGAAACACAACGAGUGUGCUAGUGGCACGGCCCCCGGUGUGCUCACUCCACAGUGCUGCUGUGUCGAAUGACGAAUAAUAAUUUAAUCCCCGAUUGACUAUCGAUUUUAAUGAUAAUUAAUAAACAAGGUGAUUGAGUUAUCCGUGAGGGCCUCAUCAAAAUGGCAGACUGGCGGUCUCCCGCGGAGGAAGCCGCGGCCACCGACCUGUGCGACGAGAGUCGCGUGCCGCGUGAACGACACAAAAAGCGCGUAGUGGAGCAUCAGUCUCCGUUGACGGCACUUGUCGUUCAUCAUCUCCAACAUCAGGCUUUUGUCCUUGACACAUCGUGUUGCAAUGAUAAAAGUGAUACAAGUGCCAGUGACAAUAGUCGUGAUGUUGAUAAUGUAGAGAGAUGCAAUGGUGUGAUGAGUGAUGGGUUGAAUGUUGAUUGUUUAAAUAAACGGGAUAACAAUGAUAUUGUGAAUGUUUAUAUGGUGAAUGGUAAAGCCGUGAACGUUAAGGGGAGUAAUGUACCGUUGAAUAUGAUCAGUGGUGAUGAUAAAUUGUUGGUAAAUGGUGAUUGUGAUAGAAAAUUGGUGAUUGAGAGGUGUACGACGAAAAUGCCAGAUGAUGGAGAUGAGGGGAUUGUGGUGUUGGGUGGUGUUGCUGGCAAGAGUGAUGGUGGUGAUUGUGUCAGUGAUGUGGUACGUGAGGUUGGAGAUGGUGGGGUAAAUGUUACUGUUGUUGAUGCUGCUGCUGCUGCUGUUGCUGUAUCAGCUAUACCAGAAACAAUGAAGGAAAUAAAACAGAGUAAACAUACGGAUGGUAAUGGGAGUGAGCUUGUUGCCAGGCUAGGUAGCCCAUACAAGGGACAGAUCAGGACCGCUGAAGACACCCUCGUUGGACCCUGCGGCAAGAAACGGUGCGCCGAUCGAUACGACAGCUCCGAGAGCUCCGACAGUGGUGUCGCGAUAUCCUGUGGUGAAUGCAGCAGCAGUGGAACAAGCGAUAUUACCGAGCCCGGUUCACCCUGCAGCACAAGUAGCGACGAGGGGGUGGCAAUAGGGGGGGCAGCGGCUAGUAGUCCACUGCCCUCAUUACCCAAACUGGCACCAGCUACAUCAUCUAUGCACAAUGGGACCAGGCCCCAGUGGCCAUGGGCCCCACCACUAGCUGCAACAGCGUGCUCAGCUUAUAAAACCCACAAGGGAGAACCGGAAAUUGGCACACUACCAAAAGUUGGCGCUGCUGAUCCCACUGCCAGGGCUGGUAAGACAACGCAAUUGGGGAAACAACAGAAUCAUCAGGAACAUCAAGGGAAGAUCACUGAGUAUUUCAAGACGCAGAUAAAACCUCAGCAACUGAAGGCGAAGAAACCCACCGCCGAAAUGUCUGUGAUGAUAGCGAAGAAUUCCUCCGAGUUUCGUCGGCCUCCAACAGUCCAGAGGAACAAAGGAGGCCUAGCAAAGUACCUGGGUGUAGUAACGCCAAAUGGAAGAAUCGAUCACGACUGGGAAGUGAGAACAAUGACAGUAUCACCACCUCUAACACGAAAACUGCCAACAGUAUCACCUCGUGUCAGUGUCACAAAGUUGGAUAAAAAGCUGAUAUCCAAAUCAAUACCGGGUUUUCCAAUAUCGAGUGAAGUACUAUCGAGUAUUCCAAGUUGCAAGAUAUCAUCACUAAGAUUAACGAGUGAAGCAAGCCCAAAUGCCAGUAGUGAUUCACCACUGUCACCACCCACACCAAAUCAUCAAAGUCAGACUGAGCCAGUGGCAACGAUUGAAUUCGAAUCAACUGCCAAGCCCACUGUCAACGAGAACAACAACGUGACAAUUUGCAGUGGCAAUCAUAUCAACAACAAGGAGCAUCCUCUCUCGUGGAUGGUGAAUGGUUUGUUGGACAAGAGGGAGGAAGAUAAGCCGAGGACAACAUCCAGGAUCGAGGAGGACGAGGAGGAGGAGGAGGAGGAUUCAUCGAGGAGUAGUGAAUCCAAACCAUCGACGAGAAGCAGUGAAUCCAGUUCACCGAUAUUGACAGCACCAACUACCAUCAGAUUUCCUGCCCGGGCACCAGCUAAAAGUAGUAGUCAAACCAAUGACAGUGGAGUUUGCAGGUGGGACAAGUGCAAUGCCAAUUUCGAGUGCAGUGGAUUGCUCCUCGAACACUUGCAGGUGGCCCACAUCAACACACAAACUGGGGGUGACAAUUUCGUGUGUCAUUGGCAAGGUUGUAAAGUAAAAGGCAGAACUUCAUGCUCCAGACGAUGGCUGGAACGACAUGUGCUUUCCCAUGGAGGAAACAAACCAUUCAGAUGCAUAGUCGACGGCUGCGGCAGUAGAUUCAGUUCACAGCCGGCACUUGAGAGGCACGUGAAUAGUCACUUCAAUCAACCGGAGACGAGUACAAGUAACAGCAGGAGAAGUUGUGAAAAUGGUGGAAAGCUGGUGCGAAGGAACGGAAAAAAAUUGAGAUACAGGAGACAACCGUGGUCGGCCAGGCUGUUCGAUUACUUCGAUACUGGAGUGAUGGAGGGCCUUCAGCACAGGCUAUUGGAGCUAGCGAAAACCAGGACUCAGGGAUUGUUGGCAGAAACGCCGGGAAAUUCAAUGACCUUAACUAGUCAAGUUUUAGCCAGAAGAAUCGAGAAGGAUGGGAAAACCAAGGUGCUCGUACGUUGGUAUCCACAAGACAUUGAGCCGGAUGAAUGGCUAUUGGAGUCAGAAGUACAAAGCACAAAGCACAUACAAGUACGAAAAGCUGCAACUACCUCAGUAGACGAGGUAAGCCUGGUAUUGUAUCCAGCAAUCAACGGUGGUUCACCACCAACGACACGAGUGAAGCAGCGCCGAAAGCCGGUUAAAAAUUCGUGAUAAUGUAGCCUGAUGUUAAAGAAAAAAAAUCAACAAUUUAAGUUGAUGCUUCUUUCAUCAUCUGAACAACGGGACAGCGCAUGAAGAAGAGGAAGGAGAGAUCAUCUAGGAAAUUAGAGCCACUGCCACAAAUCUAUUUUUCGAAGAAGAGAGUGAUCUAGGAUCUUAUCAACUGAUCAGAUAAUCUGACAUCGUUGGAUAUUAAUCAUUCAGGUUCAAGAAGAUUAUGAGUUUGUUCAUUCGUCUCGUUAAAUUCAAUUUCAUUCGAUUAAUCUAGAUGUAAAAAAUGCCCAUCGCGAGGUGGUGAAGGAAAGCAUCAGCACGUAUUAAAUAUAUCAUAGAAAAAAUAUAUAUAUUUCAUGAUGUAAUUGCUACUGAUGAUGAUAAACUCCAUUCUCUGAUUUAUUUCUCAAGAGUCUAGCAGUGCCAGGUUUGAUCCGAAAAAGUGCCUCACCCCUUGGAAUGUAGCGUUUGCUGGCUUGACAUAAAAUCAAUGCAAUGAAUUCAAAUGUCUGGAUCAUAAAUAUGGAGAUGAUAACAAAUUGUGGGAUGUAUUCACGCCUAAAUUGAAAGGGAAUUUCAUAAUGAUCUAUUUAAGGUCUAAAUCACUUAAUUAUUUUUUAAUGUUAAGUGUUAGCUAACGAUUAUGCAAAAAAAAAAUUAAUAAAAGUAAAGUAGAGAAGAGUAAUAAGAGCACAAAAAUAAUAAUCACUCUGGUGGCCUUAUGAACAAAUUGUUUUUUCGAACUUUGAUCCCUGGCGCUGAUAGACACUAGUGUCAUUCACUCUGCUGAUCGUUCUAAUUUAUCAUUAAAAAAUUAGAAUUAUCUGCGGAAGAAUUCACUUCGGCCAGAGAAAUGAAGAGGAUUAUUUUCGUGAUACAAUUUAAUGCGAAUUCGACAGAUUCUAGUUUAAUUUUUUAGAUGAACUGAGGAAGAAAGUCAAUGGGAAAGUCACAUGUCUUUACUGUUUUUUUUAAAGGCCUGAGUACACCAUAACGAAUUGGAAAUGAUUAUUUGAUUUUAUCUUAAUUGAUUAAUUUGUCAAUUCAGUUAGUUUUUUGCUGAAUUUUCACUCAUCAAAAUUUUUUGAUUUUGCCAUUUUGUUCGGGCAGUUUAAUUUACAACUUUCCAAUAAAUUAUAGUUUUGAAAAACAUUAAUUGCGUGCUCUUAUGAAUGGUCUGAGUGCAACAUAACAAAUUGAAAAUAAUUAUUUUGCAUUUCCAUUUCAUCAUAAUUAAUUACUUUAUCAAUUAAUUACUUUGUUGAUGAAUUUUCCACAUCUCAUUUUUUCUUUAUUUUGCCAUUUUGUUCGGUCAGUUUAAUGUACUCUUUUCAAAUGAAUUAUAUUCUAAAAAUUCAGGUAGCACGUCAUUUUCGCUGUACGAAUUCAUCAGUUGCUGAUCUGACACCCAAUUACCCGUAGAUAAAAUUAUCAAGGCUGUGUUCACAUUUUUCCACACCUCGCGAUGAGGUAUCUAACAAAUACCAAAUGAACACAAACUGUUCUGUGGAAGAAUAAUAUGAAGAGAAAUCGUAGAAAGGAAUGAAAAAAGAAAAAAAAAUGAAAGGAAAACAAUGGAGAAGUAAUGUGUACACAUAAAUAGCCGAUAGAGAAUUAUUUGUAAAUUAUGAUAAAGUGUGAAUGGAGAUUGUAAGAGCUAGGUUGAAGUGGGUUUAUCGAGCGUCGAGGAUUGUAAUUAGAGUGAGAUAUUGACGAUACGAAAACACACAGACACAAGCACACCAGCUGUGUUACACUGCCAAUACGUGUAUUUAAGACUAGAUUUAAUUAAAUAAUUGAGUAAUUAAUUGUGUGGAACGAUCGUGUAAUCGUGUAGAUCUCUGACCACAUUAGGUUACACUCAACAUUUGUCAUACGAUUUAAUUAACAAAUCCAAAUCCGAACGUAACGAAAUAAAACGUCAAAAGUUCAGUAGCGAAGUGGUAAAACGAGAUAAUUCGCUUUUGACAGUCGAUCAAUUUGUGACGAAUAUCUCGAAAUCGACGAGAGAUACGAAGAUUUUUAUCAGAAUCUUUUUUGUGGGGCUAAUUGAGUACUACAAUAAAUGUUAUGACAACAAUUUUGCCAUCUCUCUUGGAUUCGGAGAUAUUGCGCGGAAACUCUCCUCAGACUUCGCUUCUGAAUUUUCGAUUGUAGUAAUGAACGUACGACAAAUGAAUGUUUCACCUUGUGGUUAUUUUUUCUUUUGUAAAUAAUUAGGUGAAAUUAUCAUUCGAAUUAUGCGCAUACGUCGAAACCAUGUUUCAUGAGUAAUUCACGUCUCAACGAUACGUGAUCCCCGACUCUUGUAGAGUCUAACAAAUUUUGGUAACAAUUUUAUCAUUUUUUUUCUCGUAUUUUUCAUUUUCAUUUUUCUACCGUUUAGUCUCAUACUAAAUUUAAUAGUAUUUUCUAUGAGAUGAUACGCACAAACGGGGGAACCCCAAUGUCAUUCUCAUUAUUGAAAUGAUCGUGUUAAAGGGUUAAAGGACACUGCCAAGGACACUGCCCGUAUUUCUAAUUAUUUCUCAUCAGUGUUAGUCUGAAUUAUUUCUUUUGAUUUACAUUUUAUUAUUAUUAAUUUUGGUAUAGCAGUACUCAAAAAUUAUGCUGCCAUUUAUUGCGAUAUUGUCCGUCAGUUAAUUAUUAUAAUUAUAAAUGAAAAUAUUCCACUGCCUAUGGACGUUAAAGAUAAUUUCAAAUGGCAAAUGAAAUUUAAAAUUUGUGUUCAGAAUGAUGAGAUAAAUUUUUGGAUUGAAAUGUCUUCAAAUUAAAUCGCAUUCCCUUUCCUUAAUCCAACAGCAUCGGCGAGAAAGGGUCGCUCGUUCACUGAUCGUUAGAAAUUUUUUGAUCGACUCAUUUGAUUGAAAAACAAAAAUUCUGUUUCGUGGCUCAAUCGGUUGCCGAUAAUAUUAACUAAUUCGAAAAUUACAGUAAAUAAAGUGUCAAAAAGUAACGGGAGAUUUUUCGUUUUUCCACUCGACUAUGGGACCAAUUUUCAUGUUAAAAACGGCACAUAAAAAAUUAAAAUUUAUUUGAGUUACUUACUAACUUUUUACUACUUCAGUUUUUUACUUCACUUCAUGAAAUUAUUUAUCGGUAACUGGAUUAUGCUUGAUCUCCAGAAAAAUUAAUAUCCGAGCGAUCUAAAUGACGAGUGUUAUGGCCUACAGACUGACGAUGAAGAAAUGUCAAAAAUUAGUAAUUAAAAGUUUAACUUUAAGAUUCAAUUGUUCAUCAGUCGUAUUGCGUUUGACAUUGAAUCCCACCUGAGGUAUUAGAAUUUAGGGUGCUCAUGAAUUUUUUUUUUCGUUCUUAGAAGACUGCUUGGCUGAAUGUCACGCCAUAAAUUUUUUUUAGCUUGUAAAUGGCGAUGUAGAAAAAAAUGAUUUCGAUGACUGAUGAAAAUAUAAGUAAAUUUUUUGUGAGAAUUGAUCAGAUGCGGCCCUUUCUCCGAACAUGUCAAUUUCUUUUUUUUUUAAUUAUAGGAAAUUUUAUGAACAUGUUUAUAAAUGAAACAUUUUAGAGUCGCCAUUUAUUUACCUGCGAUUCCCUCUGGUAUUUGAAGUACACAUAUGUUGUAUAAUAUUGCUAAAUACUAAAUUAAAAAUAUUUUUUAGGAUUAGGCCGAGAGAAUAAGUUAUCAAUAUAUUAAAUAAAAAGAUAUGGCUAUCACUGCCAGUGAUGGAUAAAUACUGUAAUGUUCAUUUUUUUAAUUAAUUUUCAUUAAGAAAUCGAGGGGUUUGAUAUGCGUGAAUUUAUAUCUGGAGUGAUUUAUAUUUGUUUUCCGAUAGAAAAAGAAUAUGAUAAAUAGAAACUAGCUUCGAUAAAUUUUGCUAGCAAAUUUUUUAAAGAAAGGAAUUAUGUAAAUAAAUAAACCCAAAAUAAUGAUUAAAAAAAAUGACGAAUUGUGCACACAAAUAAUUCAUUUAAAAAAUGAAGAAUAUAUCCAAAAGUAAAUAAAAAUGCAGAAAUGUAUGGAGUAUUUGUAUUUUUUCAGAAAUUACAGAUAAUGGAAAAGACAGGAAAAUUGAACAAAAUUAAUGGGCGAAUAGUCACAACUUCCAAGUGAAAUAUUUCGAUGCAAUAACCCGACUGAUAAUGUCUUGAAAAUUCUUUUUUCCUUGAUCUGAUUUCAAUUUCAUCUUUAUUAUUAUCAGCGGAAGGCUUUGACCUCGAACAAUGAUAUUAUUUCACUCAGUUAAUCUCCAUUUCCCUUUCAUGCUGCGCAAAUUUCCUCAAUUAUCAUUCUUACAACAUCCUUAUCUCUCGAAAUUUCACGUGUGAAUGACUUUCAAGUGAACGAGAUAAACGAGUGAAUGAUCGAGUCAAAACAUAUGUGCAGAAUCAUAAUCGAACUCUAUUUUUCGAGAGCUCAUUGAUCCUUUCAGAUCACAUGUAAAUAAUUCGGAUUUAUAGGGAAGGAGGGGAGGAAAAAUGACUGAAGUGGCGGAGAAUUUUUGGUUUAGUUCAUUCGAUUUUGUGCUCCAAAAUUGUCACAACAGAAUUUUUGUAACAAGAGCAAUCGAAGAGGAAGAAUAAAUUUUUUCAGAGUUUGUACAUUUUUCUAACACUAAAAAAUGGUUGGAUACGAUAAAAAAGUGUCUGACUUUGAAACCGAUAUCAUUGGGACAAUAGAUUUAUUGAAAUUUAAUUUAAUUGAAAUAACUUCUGUCAGAAAUUUUUUUAAUGUUUAAAAAAUGUUCAGAAGAGACCGGGGAAAUUCAGAGAUUUGUUUUUACGAACGUUUUUCAAGCACUAAAAAACGUCUGAAUGCAAUGAAAAAUUGUCUGACUUGCAGACAAACAAUAUCCAAAUAAAUAAAUUUUAUAACUUUACUCAGAAGUUUUUUAAUGUUUAAAAAAUGUUUCAAAAGAUCAAGAAAAUUCAGAAAAUCGUUUUUGCUGUGCGGCUGCGCGAGAUUAAAAUUAUCUUUUUCAUUAAUUAUUGAUUUGUAACGAAGUUAAGGUCCGAGACAAUAUCGUAGUCAAGAUGGAGUUCGUUUAGAAAUAAUUUUUUUGACAAAUAAUUGAUGUUAAAAGGCAUCACAUGAAGGGGGUUCGUUACCACUUGCCAGACCGGACAGCUGAGUUUUGAAUAUCACGGGUUAUUGAUAUGAACAUGCCUCCAAUUUUUCAUACAACAGUUAGUUAUAUAUUCCACAUGUUCCACAUGUUCCACACGAUCCAUAUGUUCCAUAUGUUCCACACAACAACUGAUCUUUGACGGGAAAAUAAUUAUUUUAGUAGCAAAGCAUUAAAUCGAUUUUCGUGAAUAUUCAUAUUUAAAAAAUUGCGGAAAAUUUUGUUGUCUCGAGACGUGUUUCUCAACAAGUGCGAAAUUCCUUAACUAAAGUUUUUCUUCUCUGAGUACACGAUAUCGCUUUGGUGAAAAUUUAUCAGUAUGUUUUUAUCAAUACAAGACGCACUUGUUAACAAAACUUUUUCCUCAGUGCAGUGAUGACAUUGUAAAAUUUUAUUGGGGUAAGGGGACUGUUCCUGAAAUUAUUUAAAAAUUUUCUAUAAAUCUCUGGAAAUUCUCAAAAAUACAACCCGAUCUUCUCACAAAUAUAUCUCGAUCGAUGCAGUCGUUUUUGAAAAAUCGUAAUUUGUUUACAAUUUGUUUUCCAGAAAUAUCUUCAAAACUAAUCAAGUCCUUCAGCUUUUUCUUUUUUCAUAUUUUUCGUCAAUAUGGCUUCUAUUGGAAUCAAUCAAAAAUUGGAAAGUGAACCCCGAAAAAAAUCACAGUUAUUGUUAGUUUUGUGUUAAAAAAAAUUGUUGUUCGCCCUCUCACCCGCACAAAAAUCGAGUUACCAACUUAAAAUUCCGAGGGGAUCUUCUUCCCCUCUAACUAAACAAUUCUUUUGGUAGACAUGGAAUUUUUAUUGUAAAAUGAUUAUGUGAAAUAUCUCAAAUAUGACUGGAGCCAAUUAGUUUUUUCAUAUCUGAAAAUUUUGGUUUUAUUUCUCUCCAAAUCUCGUUGCAUCACACUCGUGUGUAAAAAAUACUGUUGUGAUAUUUUUGAGUUUCAGAAUCGAAUCGUGACGAAGAGUUUUGUGGAAAAAAUUCUCUCACAUUUCGGUAAUUUUUCCAAUCCUCUGUCCUCUCAACAGUAGCGUGAGAUCGUAGAGAAGCACGUAUAUCUAUAUUAUAUAAAUGGUGUUUGCAUUUAUUAUAAAUUCUAUGUAGAGUGCAAAUAUAUACAUACAUAUGGACGACAGAUGAAGAGUAAUUAAACAGAGAACGAGCAAAAUAUAAUGAGAGAAUCUUUGAUUCGCGAUUACGGGUCAAUCGGACACGUGGUUACGAUUUCGAGAUUAUUUUUUUUCACUGAUCGAUGAUUUUAUUUUCACUCGUCAAAAGUGAAAUUUGUGUUCUUUUUUUUAUAUCAUCAUUCACAUAACUUUAGACUUGUCAAAAAGAAAAGCCUGCAUAUAUAAUAAAAUGUAUAUUACAAUUGUAAUGAGAAAAAUUUUCUUAAAAUACAACUGAAUUGGAUAAGA